UGCAUCCGGAGCAGCUCCUUGAUAUCCCCAGACACAGACAGUACCAGUGUCCUACUGAUGACAACCCAUCUCUAGCGGGUUUGUUUACAAAAGGUUAACAGGUGCACUGCUACUACUACUGUUGCUGCUGCUGUCCCUCGGUUCAUUAUGGCCCAGAACCAGGUGAUUCUGCAGUUCCGCUUCGCCACAUUUGGGGACUCCAUGUUACAAAAGAUGAACCUCUUGCGACACCAGAGACGUUUCUGUGAUGUCACCGUGCGCAUCAAUCAGCUGGAGGUCCCCGGUCACAAGGUAGUGUUUGCUGCUGGCUCCUCAUUCUUGAGGGACCAGUUCAUCCUUCAGCAGGACUCCAGGGAGGUCCAGAUCUCCAUGAUCCAGGAGGCGGAGGUGGGCCGGCAGCUGCUGCUGUCCUGCUACACAGGUCAGCUGGAGUUUCCUGAGCUGGAGUUGGUGCAUUACCUGACUGUGGCCAGCUUCCUCCAAAUGGGCCACAUUGUGGAGCAGUGCACUCAGGCUCUCAAUAAGUUCAUCAAACCUCAGUCUGCAAGGCAGCUGGAAGUGGAUGUGGGUAUGAGGAGAGAGAAGAAGGAAGACGGUUUGUCCUCCCAGGCCCAGAGAGAGCAAGAGCGCUCUCAGGUUCGGACUGUUCAUCAGGAGGAGGAGGAAGAGGAGGAGGUGGGGCAAGUUGGAGACGGCAACAGUGGUGACGAUGGUGAUGAUGAUGAUGAUGACGACGACGAUGAUGUGAUCAUACAGCCUAUGUCCCCUCUCCAGAUCUUAAGCAGACGUCCAAAGCAGGGUAUGGUGGAAAGUGACAUCACUAUAGUAAAAGUUGAGUCUGUGUCUGACAUAGCAGAAAACUCCAUCACUGGUCACUUCCCCACCAGCCCACCUGCUGCCCUCCACUCUCCUGAGCCCCAGCACUCCCUCAUCAACUCCACUGUGGACAGUCGUGGCAGUGAGAUGGCGGUUCCACCUGGUGUGGCCGGAUACCCGCUCAGCCCCCCUCCUCAGUCCCCUCCUGCAGAGAAACACAACGUGCACCAGAGGAACUACGACAAACCUCUCCAGUGGUACCACCAGUGCCCCAAGUGUGCCCGGGUCUUCCGCCAGCUGGAGAACUACGCCAACCACCUCAAGAUGCACAAGCUGUUUAUGUGCCUGCUGUGUGGCAAGACCUUCACACAGAAGGGCAACCUGCACCGACACAUGCGUGUCCACGCCGGCAUCAAGCCCUUUCAGUGUAAAAUCUGUGGUAAGACCUUUACCCAAAAGUGUUCUUUGCUGGAUCACCUAAACCUGCACAGCGGGGACAAGCCACACCGCUGCAACUACUGUGACAUGGUUUUUGCUCACAAGCCAGUUCUCCGUAAGCACCUCAAACAGAUCCAUGGGAAGAACAGCUUUGACAACGCAAAUGAACGCAACCUGCAUGAGGGAGGGCUUGACUUUGAUAUGAAAUCUGUGGACCUUUUUUAGUCGCUUUUAGCUGUUGAAGACACUGACACGGAUUAUACAAAGCUGGAGCGAGUGAUUCCUUGGAGGAGCCAACAGUUGCAUUAUCAAAAAUGGACAGAUGAAUGAACAUAAUGGCUGGUUUCCAUAUGUGUCAGCCUCUUCCUGAAGGGUUUAACUAGAAGACUUAAUAUAAGAGAAGAUUCCCUGGUCUACAUUUCACUGUAGCUUCAUUAAUGUGGACUGUUUUUAUUUUUUUUGUCUACAGUACUUUGUAGAUGCCUUCAUAUCAUACUUGAAACUUCAGCACUGAAACGAAAAACAUAUUGACUGUACUUCCUUAGUUUUAUUGAUGAAUUGACAUGUCUUUGUAUCUGUGUUAUUCAAUUUUUUUUAAAAAAAAUUGCAGAUGAAAAAUAUCCAUAUGUAUAUUGUGUAUACAGUCUACUGUAGCCUUUCUUUCCUGUGUGGAUAUGACAACAUGGACUUCAUAACUAAAAAGAAACUUGAAAGAGGUUGGGUAAGAAAAAAUAUUUUAUUGAAGGCAAGCUAUGCCAGUAACAAAUGGGAUGCCAAAGUGUCUGUGUGAACUGAAAUGGUUCUUUUAUACAGACUUUAUAUCUGACGUACUAUCAGACCAAAGUGACAUUGUAUCUGUCCUGUGUUCAUAGAAGUCAAUGUGUGUUAUGAAAUUAAAAACUGACUCUUAAUCA
Epinephelus lanceolatus (giant grouper) is the source of this 2168-nucleotide messenger RNA. RefSeq names its product zinc finger and BTB domain containing 26 (gene zbtb26). NCBI's taxonomy places the organism in Eukaryota, Metazoa, Chordata, Actinopteri, Perciformes, Serranidae. Gene Ontology annotation, biological process: regulation of transcription by RNA polymerase II. Gene Ontology annotation, molecular function: RNA polymerase II cis-regulatory region sequence-specific DNA binding; protein binding; DNA-binding transcription factor activity, RNA polymerase II-specific. The record is from RefSeq and is a predicted model, not a curated record.